AGUGCUCACCAUCCACACCUCUCGUGGUGAGCGCAGCUCUUCUUCCUACACGCCCACCAUCAGAUAAGUGGUGGAGGGUUUUGACAUCCUCGGCAACCCGUGGAGCACAUUAGAGCUUCAUUUCAUUUCACAGUUUCACUUUAGGUCGUAGCUGGCCUGUUAGAUAAACAGCACAAAAGCUGCUCCUCUGCUGUCAGUGAAGUUUCCUGUUUGUGCUGCUCCCAGAUGUUGUACUUUUCAUUAAGGCAGCUCUGUGGUACUUCCUGCCUCUCUGUGUGGCACAGGAUGUUCUGUACCAGCGUCACAGCCUCUUUCUGCCAGCCCCAUUUUGUGUUCGCUCUGAGCGAACUGAGAUCCUUUUGGUUCUGUGCAGUAACAAAUGCUCUCACCCACUGAUUUUGAGAGUGCUCCUGGGAGUGAAUAACCUGGGGCCACUCCACUUUCAGUGGAGUUCACUUUCAGUGUAACACCUAUGUUUCUUUACCUGUUUUUGGAGAAGUCAUAUGCAAAAUACUAACCUUUCAUACAUUUUGUGCCUCCUCACAGGUGACACAGCCUGUCCCCUACGGCAGCCUUCCCUUGCAGGGACAACACUAAAAAAGAAUAUAUGACAUCACAGAAUGGCUUAGGUUGGAAGAGACCUUAAAGAUCAUCUAGUUCACCACUUCACAGGGUGAAGUCCCUCGAAGAUAAGGGGGUUCUUGACCAUCAUAGUCUCUCAGUGACAGUCUGGUGGACUCAGUACCCCAGGCGAGGGCUAUUUUGUGUUGUCUCCCCCUCACAUACACAGCAUGCUGCCAUUGACAUAGCUACCUCCCUACCAACAGCUCUCAAAAAUAAGAGCUGAGGGAUUUCCACCCCACACCCGCCAAAGGUACAAUUCCCACUGACAUGGAGCUCAUGUCAUCCAUGAUGCAAAAAAUCAGUCUGUUGGAACAAAAAAUAGAUAAACAAGCGCAAGAAAUCCAACUGAAGGACAGGAAGAUUGCGGAGCUUGAGGAGAAGAUGAAGACUCUUCAGAAAGGAGAAGCUGCUCCUGACUCAUCCACAGCAGAGGAUCUGGAAAGGAGGUGCCUUCAGCUGCAGACUCAGGUCUGGGAGAUGGAGCGGUUUCUAAAUGACUAUGGUCUGAUCUGGGUUGGAGACAGACACGAAGAGCUGGAAGACUUGGAGUCGCUGAGAGAUGACGAACUGCUGGCAAAGAGGUUCUGGAAGGCAGGUGAGGCAGUUGUUUCCAAACACCAGGUUGAUUUUGAUUUAAUCUUGGAAAACGUGAAGGGUUUGAACAUGCUGGCUGGAGAUGGCGUCUCUCACGUGCAGCACACACCAGGAGGAGCUCGGCUGAGGCAGCCAGAACCCCUCCCUCUGACCCUGUAUCAGAAUGGGAUCGUCAUGCUGGAAGGAGCCUUUCGCUCCUAUGAGGAACAGUCUGCUCAGCAAUGCCUGCAGGACAUUAUGGAUGGUUAUUUCCCUUCAGAGUUGCAGGCACGCUACCCAGAUGGUGCCCCUCUGCAGGUCACUGACAAAAGAGAUGUGGUAUUUCGGGAGACAGACCUUCCUGGGAGCUUUCCUGGCCAUGGCCGAGUUGUUGGCCAUUCAAAACUAAGCAAGGUGGAGGAGCCCACUGAGAUCCCUGGUCCCAAACCCUCUCUGGAGCAGUCUUGGAACAAGUAUUCUAAGUCAUCACUGUGCAGUGAAGCAAUGGCCACCCAAGACACAGUCGGAGCAGUGCAGCAGGGCUCUGAUGGGGUGCGGAGCAGCAAAGAGAUCGUGGUGGGGACACCCAGGCUGCCUGCCCUGCAGAGCUUAGAGAGAGCUGAAGAGCCUGGAGCUUCUGCCCCUGAAGUCUGCACUCUUCGCAUCAAAUCUGAGAGCGGGGAGCAGACGUAUGUCAUAAAGAUGCUGUUCUCAGAGACAAUAGGGGACCUGCGCCAACACCUUGCCCACGCCAGGGGUGGAGAUUCCGACUCAUAUGAGAUCAUCAGCACCUUUCCCCAGAGGCUGUACGCGGACAACUCCAGGAGCCUGCAGGAAUGUGGGCUGAUCCCCAGUGCCUCCUUGCUGCUGCGGAGAAGAGACCCCUUCCCUCCAGAGGGGACGGGACUGCAAACAGCCUAGCGGCUCCUCUGCAGGAGGAAAGAGCUAUCUUGCACUGUUAACUGAAUUACAACAUCCCCUUGGCUGGAAGAGAGCAGAGUUGUCUUUCCAGAUCUAGUUUCAUUGUGCCGUUACCUGGGAUGGAGAGCAGGGCUCCUUCUCCCUUUAGCAGAGUGCCGCAUGCCAGCCCGUAUUCUGCUGCCCCCCGGGUGGAUGGUUGCUCUUCCCCAGAUCAGGUGGGCUGCUGUCACAGGGAUUUCUGUUAGCUCAAGGCAGAGGCCUGGUUUCUCACCUCUGCUUUAGGUUAUAUUGGCUGAUCUUUGCUCAGGGAAGGCUGCCAGCUUUGCACUGGUACCAGGGCAGUUGCUUAGCCGGACUCAGGGAUUCUCUACAGCAGCAGAUAUCUAGGCAGGACAGACAAAUAGCAAGGGGUCAAUCUCCUUUCCACAGAGCUGCUGCCCGGAGAUUUCAACUGUAUGUAUAGCAGAAGUAAAGCAGGCUCAGUGACACAGU
Centrocercus urophasianus (Greater sage-grouse) is the source of this 2610-nucleotide messenger RNA. RefSeq names its product UBX domain protein 11 (gene UBXN11). Bases 892 to 2118 code for a protein of 408 amino acids. The transcript has 12 exons. The record is from RefSeq and is a predicted model, not a curated record. Lineage: Eukaryota; Metazoa; Chordata; Aves; Galliformes; Phasianidae. Gene Ontology annotation, molecular function: ubiquitin binding. Gene Ontology annotation, biological process: proteasome-mediated ubiquitin-dependent protein catabolic process.